Molecule: messenger RNA, 561 nt
Organism: Stereum hirsutum FP-91666 SS1
Lineage: Eukaryota; Fungi; Basidiomycota; Agaricomycetes; Russulales; Stereaceae
Exons: 2
Coding region: 82-258 (58 amino acids)
Source: RefSeq, a predicted model, not a curated record
UAUUUGCACACCUGCGAAUGGGUAUCUCUAGGUCGUUGUAGUCGGUAUGUCUUUGUGGUUCCGUUUCUCUUAUUUUUUGACAUGAACGAUUCACGUAUCCCAGUUGUGCAGGCGAGUCCCACCGAGGGCUCUUCCUCGCUACGCAGAACCUCGAAUCGCCCGCCUGAUGUGUCUUCAACUGGGAGAACUAAUGGUGAAGAGUACCGUGUGGAUGCAGGAUAUCGUCCAAUAUCCGAAUCAUGUUUCGUUGGUGCGUGACUUUUCACUUGUAAUGAUUGGCAUAGAGAAGUUUCGGACACGUCAGCGCGAGUGAAGAGUGCAUGUCCUUCAUUUUCCGGUGCGUGACUUCUUUGUUUGGUACGCCUGCUUACCGUGUAAGCAUCCCAAUGUCUGGGCCUCUUGAGUCUUGUUACGGUUCGACUUGCCCCAUCUUUAGGUUUUGCUUUCUUCUACAAUGAGACACUUAGAUGGGAUAGCAUGUAUACUCCGAGUUACGUAGGGUCAAUAGUGUUGGUCUCUUGGUUAUCCAGUUUCAACCUUCGCUAGCUAGUCGCUUUGAAG